AUGUCUUACAACCCGCCCCAACAGCCUUUGUAUCCACCCUACGGUCAGGGGACUCAGGGCCAACCUUUCCAGGCUCAGGGAUUCCAGCAGCAACCUCAGUCUCUAUAUGGACAACAGCCACCGCAGCAAUAUCCUGCUCCUCAGUCUGGCGCCUACAUUCCUAGUCCAGGUGCCCCGCAGCAAGGCUCCCAGCAGUACCCUCAGCCUCAAUAUGGGCAACAACCGCAGCAACAGUAUCCUGCUCCCCAGUCUGGUGGCUAUAUUCCUAGUCAAGGUGGCCCGCAACAGGGCUACCCCCAGCCUCUACAUGCCCCUUAUGGGCAGCAGCCAAAUGCUGUGCAAGGCCAUUAUCCCCAGUCUAUGCCUAACCAAGUCCCUAAUGCACAUGCAACAGGGUCAAUGCCGGUAUCAAGUGCUCCCAGUUAUGCUCCACAAUACGCACAUCCACAGCAGACACAAUUGCCGUCCCUGGGCUAUGACCCACAUGCUGUCGCAAUGGGCGAUUACACACGAGAAGCAGACUCCUUGCGCAGAGCCAUGAAGGGUUUCGGCACGGACGAUAAGACGCUAAUAAUGGUCCUCGCUCCCCUGGAUCCGCUGCAAAUGGCUGCUGUGCGCGCAGCAUAUUCGAAAGGACAUAGACGUGACCUUCACAAGGACAUUGAGUCCGAGACGACCGGUCACUUUGAAGAAGGCCUACUAGCUAUCGUAGACGGCCCUCUACGAUAUGACGCCGAUAGUGCACGCGAGGCGGUCAAGGGUCUCGGCACCAAAGAGUGGCUAUUGAACGAUGUGCUCCUGGGCCGGAGUAACGCAGAUAUUCAUGCGAUCAAGACUGCAUAUGAGCACAGCUUCCAUCGUUCCCUUGUGCAGGAUGUCAAAGACGAUCUAUCGAUGAAGACGGCUGAUCUUUUCACGGCUGUCUUGCGGGGAGCCAGGCAAGACGAAUAUGUUCCUAUCAAUCACCAAAACAUCGAGUCUAGUGCUCGCGCCAUACACGAAACUACGGCUGGUCGUGUUGUUAACGAUGCUACCGAAGUCUGCGCGAUCUUUGCCCGCUCGUCGGAUGCAGAACUGCGGGCUAUCACCCACGCUUUUCAAGAACGCUACCAUCUUUCUCUUGAGAAGCAUCUCAAGGAGUGCUUUUCGGGACACCUGGAAGAUGCUCUAGUCCACAUACUCCGCAGCGCAAAUGACCCGGUGAUGCGCGAUGCUUGUCUGAUUAAUUCCUGUAUUGGUUCCGCAGAUGAGCUCCUGGUUAGCCGUAUUGUUCGUCUACAUUGGAACCGUCCUCAUAUGAACCAGGUUAAGCUCGCGUAUCGCCAUAGAUUUGGGAAAGAUCUUGUUUCUCGCAUCCGGAACGAGGUUGACGGCGAUUGUGGGCGUCUGCUUGUUGCUUUGCUCGAGUAG
Molecule: messenger RNA, 1410 nt
Organism: Penicillium longicatenatum
Lineage: Eukaryota; Fungi; Ascomycota; Eurotiomycetes; Eurotiales; Aspergillaceae
Product: annexin
Exons: 2
Coding region: 1-1410 (469 amino acids)
Cellular component (GO): cytoplasm
Molecular function (GO): calcium-dependent phospholipid binding; calcium ion binding
Source: RefSeq, a predicted model, not a curated record